Messenger RNA from Oryctolagus cuniculus (rabbit), 872 nucleotides. Its product is annotated as centrin-4. Gene Ontology annotation, molecular function: calcium ion binding. Lineage: Eukaryota; Metazoa; Chordata; Mammalia; Lagomorpha; Leporidae. Gene Ontology annotation, cellular component: myosin II complex. The record is from RefSeq and is a predicted model, not a curated record.
UGGGUAAAAUGGAUGUCAAUCAGCAGGGCCUGGUGGGCGGGGCUGCAGGAGAGUUCGUGACAGCGGCCUUAGCAACGGCUUCCUAGAGUGGGAGACGGAGGUUGUGGUUAGUGCUGCGGGUGGGUGAGGCCGGAGGCUCUGUCCAAAGGUGCAGGCUGAGGACAUGGCAUCCGGCUAUGGCACAUUUUCGGAUGAAUGGAAGAGAAGAGCAGCAGAAAUUGAAUUGAAUGAAAUUCAAAAGCAACUGAUUAAAAAUGUCUUUGAUUUAUUUGAUGCUGAUGGGUCUGGAACCAUAGAUAUGAAGCAACUUAAGAUUGCAAUUCAGACCUUAGGAUUUGGACUAAAAGCAGAAGAAAUUAAACAAAUAUCUGAGCUCAUCAAGGGAGGAAUUGACACCAUUGGUUUUGAAGACUUUUUUGCCAUUAUGAGUGUAAAAAUGAGUAAAAAAGAUGAUAAAGAAGAAAUGUUGAAGGCUUUCAAAUUAUUUGAUGAUGAUAAUACUGGGUGCAUAACACUAAACACUAUCAAGAGAGUUGCCAAGGAAUUAGGGGAAAAUUUAACAGAUGAUGAGCUUAAGGAAAUGUUUGAUGAAGCUGAUAAUGAUAGAGAUGGAGGAAUUAAUGAGGAAGAAUUUUUGAGAAUGAUGAAAAAGACUGCUCUUUAUUAAUACCAUUGCCUUCUCUGCAAAGUUGUCAACAAAUUUGUAUUUGUUAUAUAGUUCAAUAAUUUAUUAUCUCAAUAUAUUCAUUUUCAAAUUUUAGUUUAUAUGCACACAAAUUGGUCUCUUGAUGUCUAGUCCAUGUGAAAUUGCACAUAUCUACUAACUGUUGUUAAAUCUGUAGCAUCAGAAGCAGUGUAAUAACUUCUUUGAA